Messenger RNA from Nilaparvata lugens (brown planthopper), 5128 nucleotides. RefSeq names its product membrane-associated guanylate kinase, WW and PDZ domain-containing protein 2. Gene Ontology annotation, molecular function: protein binding. Gene Ontology annotation, cellular component: cytoplasm. The transcript is spliced from 20 exons. NCBI's taxonomy places the organism in Eukaryota, Metazoa, Arthropoda, Insecta, Hemiptera, Delphacidae. The record is from RefSeq and is a predicted model, not a curated record. Bases 250 to 3744 code for a protein of 1164 amino acids. Gene Ontology annotation, biological process: signal transduction.
AACAACUAGGCUAUGUCAGUUCGGUUAUGUUCACAGCAUUUUCCAAUAUAAAGAUGUUGAUGAUUUUAUGCGUCGGCGUAUUUACUGGUUGUUAUUGUGUGAUAAGGAAUUCAGGUUUCAACGUUCCUUUGAGUUUUUGGUGAUUCAUAAGUAUUGCUCUGUGAUGUGAAUGGAUGAACGUUAGAUGGGAGAUUUCCAUUGCUGUAAUGAAGAAAUACUUGAAAGUGUAUAUACUAUGUCAUAAUAAUAAUGCAGAACUCUGGCCAGAAGAGGCCAAGUACGGACUCCAAGUCGGAAGCACGUUCGAUUGGCAGUGUGUGUGAAGUGACUCUUGCCCCGCUACCAGAUACUGGCUUGAACUUUAAUGUAGAUGGCGGUUCUGACAACGGUCAGUUCGCGUAUGUGACCAAUGUGAAUGAAGCCAAAGUAGAAUAUCUGUGUGGGAAACUGAAUGAGGGUGACAUUUUACUCAACAUCCAAGGACAAAAUGUGGCUGGAUACACUAGAAAAGAUACGGUUGCAUGGCUUAACCAUUGCUGCAGAAGUGGCAAUCCAGUUAGUUUGAAAACAGCGCCAGCCGGUUUUCUCACUAGGGAUUUGUGCCAGUUCUUGAAUUCUCGCUUCCUCAAAGGCUCUGUGGAUCAUGAUCUGCAGAAUACAAUCAGAGAUAAUCUCUAUCUACGAACAGUGCCCGUAACUACAAGAGAACCUCGAGAGGGUGAAGUUAAUGGUGUCGAUUAUACAUUCUUGACACUAGAACAGUUUCAGCAGCUUGUCGCCAGUGGAAGUCUACUCGAAAGUGGAAUUUAUGAAGGAAACCACUAUGGAACACCGAGACCUUCCAAGGAGCCGCAUGGUACUGCAUUGCAAAGUCAGAAUGAUGGCUCAAAUUUAAGUUUGCUGCCUGGAGCGCAUCCUAGCUCCGAGGGAAAACGUCGUCGAAAUCGGUCGAACGUGGAGGCCAUGGCUUCAAAAAGCGUUGAUGUCAUCAAUAACAAAGACGAAAUUCCUCAAGAUAUCGACAAACCAGCUCCUCCCAACUAUUACUUGACCGGUGAUUCUCACUCCAACUGCUCUGACCCUUUACAAUUGGAUUUGGGACCGCUUCCACCAAAGUGGGAGAAAGCCUAUACUGAUAAAGGCGAAGUUUACUUUAUUGAUCAUAACUCGAGUACGUCCCAUUGGCUGGAUCCAAGACUCUCCAAGUUUCAAAAGAAAUCGCUGGAAGAUUGCUCGGACGACGAGCUCCCGUAUGGUUGGGAAAGAAUAGAUGAUCCAUUGUAUGGGACAUACUACAUUGAUCACGUCAAUAGGCAGACACAAUACGAGAAUCCAGUAAUCCAAGCGAAAAACGCCAGAGGAAAUGGUGCUGGCUCGAGUGAAGCUGAUGAUUUAGAGAACAAUACAUUUCGUAAAAUGAGUGAGAUGAACGAAAUCGAUAAUCACACUCUGCAGUCAUCCAAUGACAGUGCUUCAAACCUUGCAAUGAGGCCUAGGCAUUCUAAUGAUUUAAAUGAUCGAGAGUCAAGUUUAUUCACGCUGAAUCCGAAUGAAUUGAUUGGCGAGAGGAUUCAUUCAACAUUAGUGAAGUCGAUGAGAGGCCUAGGAUUCACGAUUGUUGGAGGUGAUGAUUCAAAAGAGGAGUUUCUCCAAAUUAAAUCGGUGGUACCGAAUGGUCCAGCUUGGCUAGAAGGCAAACUGCAAACAGGUGAUGUCUUAGUUUAUGUGAAUGACAAAUGUGUGCUGGGUUACACGCAUCAUGACAUGGUCACUGUUUUUCAAAAUAUUUCACCGGGGGAAACCGUGAAGCUAGAAGUGUGUCGGGGUUAUCCCUUGCCUUUCGAUCCAAAUGAUCCUAAUACUGAAGUUGUGACAACAGUAGCGGUUGGAGCACCAGACUGUGAAUCGAUUGAUGGUCAAUUAUACAUGGAUCAAGAGAUGUACCUGAAGAACAACAAGUUCCUUGACAUAUCUGGAGCAGAUAUAACAAAUCACUCGGUUAAAUCGCUGCCAGAUUUGUACGAUGGUGGAGGCGGGGGUGGGGGUGAUAGACCCGCAAGCACUGAUCUCAUCCUUGAUUGUCACCCUCAAUUUCUUACCAUGUCCAUUGUUAAAGGUGCUAUGGGAUUUGGUUUCACUAUAGCUGAUAGCGCGUAUGGACAGAAGGUUAAAAAAAUCCUAGAUAGACAAAGGUGUAAAACAUUGAUGGAAGGUGAUAUACUCGUAGAAAUAAACAAUAUUAACGUAAGAAACAUGUGUCACAGUGAAGUGGUUCAAGUGUUGAAAGACUGUACGAGGAACGAGGAGGCGACAAUAUCGGUGCAACGUGGCGGGCUGCGACCGCUCAAGAAAGAAGACGCGAAAUUCAGGAGCAAAACGCCCACAACCGAACUGUACGGUACUAGGCCCAAGGAAGUGAUCGCGGGACGACCGAAAACGCCUCUUGUGGACACGCGUAAUCGUGUCAAAACGCCCAUUCAAGAUGGCUUGGAUGGAAGCGGCAUGGUGGACAGUUGGAACUAUCAACUCGACCUGCCUUCCGAACAAGCUUACACUCUGGAUGGACACUUGGCCGCUGUUACUUAUUAUCCCGUCAAGAAAAAAGAGACUACCAGUUUUGAGCAUGAACAGCCUCAUUCAAGUGUUGAUACCAGGUAUCCAUAUCUACGAGGACGAGUCAACCCCAAUGUUGAUUAUGCCGAAUCCGUUGUUACCCUUCUCCGGCAAGAAACUGGUUUUGGAUUCCGUAUAGUUGGUGGAACUGAAGAGGGCUCGCAGGUGUCGAUUGGACACAUAGAUUCGGGUGGCGCGGCUGAUUUGGACGGUCGGUUGUGCACUGGAGACGAGAUUGUGACAGUUGACUCACAGUCUGUCAUCAACACAUCUCAUCACCACGUGGUGCAGCUGAUGGGCAAAGCAGCGGUGCACGGAAGGGUUACUCUCGGAAUUCGCAGACGGAUACCAGUGCAAGAUAUAACGAAUUUUAUGCAGUCAGAUAUAGGAUACCCGUAUGAUGUAACAGUCAAAAGAAGAGAAAAUGAAGGCUUUGGUUUUGUUAUCAUCUCAUCGUUGAAUAAAGCAGGAUCAACCAUAGGCCGUAUAAUUGAAGGCAGUCCGGCUGAACGAUGUGGUCAACUACGAUUAGGGGAUCAUAUCUUAGCUGUCAAUCAUAUUGACAUCAUGAAUCUUUCUCAUGGUGAUAUUGUCAAUCUAAUUAAGGACUCUGGCUAUUCUGUAACUUUAACGAUCGGCCCUCCACUUGAUGAUACUUCGAGCACUGCCUCAAUAACUGCUUCACAUCGGGAGGAAGAAAACAUUAGCGAAGGUGUUGGAGAACGUGAAGAAGAACAAUAUCAUGCAGUGGAAUUGAACAGGGGUAACCGUGGUUUUGGCUUCAGCAUAAGGGGAGGUCGAGAAUUCCAGAAUAUGGCAUUAUUCGUGUUGCAAAUUGCAGAGAACGGGCCAGCUGCUCUGGAUGGAAGGCUCAAGAUUGGUGACCAAAUAAUUGAAAUAAAUGGAAUAAAUACUAAAAAUAUGACGCAUUCCGAAGCUAUUGAAAUUAUUCGAAAUGGGGGACCUGUAGUCAGGCUACUGGUCAAACGAGGAGGUCGAAUACCUCUAUUACUUCCUGGUGUGCCAGAACCAAAUAAUAUGAUACAGUCUUCAAGUGUGGUGUGUAUGAAUGGACCUAUGCCUGGUACAAACGGCGGUUCGUAUUGGGAAAACCAUUAUCCCUCCAGCUGACAGUCCUAGGAGUAGCUUAGUUAUGUCCUAAAGUAACCAAAGUAUUCUGACCCAGAAAAUUUAUUAGAUUCAAGAAUGUUAUUUGUAAAUAUAUUCUCGUUUGGCUGAAUUUGAAUAUUUUCGCCUCUUAUGUACCUUAUCUUCAUCAAAGUUAGUAUUCUAUUCUUAAUCGAAGGAGAAUCAAUAUCACAUUGUUUUACUUGUAAAGUGGUCAUUUGUAUUAGUGUUUAUCGAAUUGUAGUUGAAAGGACUGGUAUAACAGUGUUCGCUCGGCAAUUACAUUUUUUAAUUUUGCUAUGUACAUAUUCGUUUCAAUCUACAUUAUUUAAAAGUCGUUUGCUCUGAAGAAUAAUAUUGUUGUAAUCAUUGCUGUGUCAUCAACAUAAUUUAAGCUUUAAAUAAAUUUUAAUCUAUUGAUGUACAAUUUGUAUUAAAUUAGUGUUCAUGUAUAAACACACACAUACACACAAGACAAACACACCCACACAAAUAUUAUAUAAAUAUAUACAGAGUGUUCCAGGAGGAUAGUACAAGAUAAGCAAUGAUAUGUUAUGCAGCUCCUAGUAAUUUUGUGGAAAAGAAGAUGAAUAUAUUUGAAUUCAUCAAUAAAUUUAUUGACUUACUUCAAUAUUACUCAAAAUAAUUGUUCUAAUAUGAAUUUUUAUGAUUCAAUCUGCAGUUAGAUGAUUAGUGCGUAGAACAUUGAUAAGUCGAUUUAUUUCAGUGUUGAUCUUUUCUGUGUAUCUUAUUCGAUAGUACUAUCUUUCAAGAUUCAUGCUAAAAUUUAAUCAGUAGUUACACGUACGAUGUUUAUAAUAUAUGUUCUAAUUCAUUGUACACAAUUUAUUAUGAGUUCAAAUCUCAUUACAGGCCCAACAGAAUACGAGAUGUAUAAGUAGGUUCGUAGUUGGGAGUUAUCUUCAUGUUGUUUUGUUUAGUGACUUUAUAUUUCCGAGUUGGGACCCUUCUAUCUUGUAACUAUGGUUUUGUAUAUCUGUGCCUCCUGCAUCACUCUGUAUUCAUAGACACAAUAGAACGUCUUUUAGCUUUAUUUAUUUAGCAGAUUAGCACUUUGUUCCGUAUAUGUUGUUGAAUAAGAGUGUUAUAAAGUUUAUCUGCUGUUGAUUGAAUUCGAUUUAAAAACUAUUAAAUCUCAUAAAUUUCCAAGUAUUUAAAGAUUUAAAAUGUUACCGAUGAUAAAAGUUAUUUAUAAGUGAUUAAUUUGAUAUUUUGUAUAGCUUUUUAUUGCUCUGUUGAUAAGAUAUGUACUGCUUCAUUUGUACAUCAGAACUGAAUAUGUUUAAUAAUGCUCAUAUUUUGUAUAAUGUGCAAUGCAUAUAACUGGGCAGUUUUCUGAAUAAUUAUUAUCUUUGAAAUAUGUAUA